Molecule: messenger RNA, 315 nt
Organism: Protomyces lactucae-debilis
Lineage: Eukaryota; Fungi; Ascomycota; Taphrinomycetes; Taphrinales; Protomycetaceae
Product: LSM domain-containing protein
Exons: 2
Coding region: 1-315 (104 amino acids)
Biological process (GO): mRNA splicing, via spliceosome; nuclear-transcribed mRNA catabolic process
Cellular component (GO): U2-type prespliceosome; spliceosomal tri-snRNP complex; U6 snRNP
Molecular function (GO): RNA binding
Source: RefSeq, a predicted model, not a curated record
AUGAACAGAGGCAAGCGCGGAGGAGGCGCACCAGCGAGAGGCGGCAAGACUGAACAGCGGCCAAAGAAGGAAGCAAUCUUAAACCUCGCAAAAUACCAAGACAAACAAGUCCGAGUCAAAUUCACAGGCGGCCGCGAGGUGGUGGGUGUGCUCAAGGGAUUCGAUGGCCUUAUGAAUCUAGUCCUUGAUAAUGUCAAGGAAUAUCUCCUCGAUACCAAUGAGACGCGCGAGCUGGGACUCAUUGUAGUGCGUGGGCCGACACUCGUCCUCAUCUCGCCCGUCGAUGGAUCCGAGGAGAUUGCCAAUCCAUUCUAA